AUGGCAGUACAUCUUUCCAGUGAAGACACUGUCCUUACAGAACGAUUAGUGUCACUUUUGGACACUGAAGCAAUAACUGGCUUACAAGCAUAUGUGACGGAUGAGGACGAUGAAGAAGAAGAAGAACAUGAUGAGGAUGAAGACUGCAGUGAUGUUGAAUCUGAAGAUGAGAAUUAUCCUUCUACUUUCAAUAGCGAGUCACAACUUAAUCCUCAAGAAGAUAGAGAUAUUAUGAGUAAUUCAAUACAAUCAUUUCAUGAGUAUGAACUAAACCAAUCAGAAUCACUUACAUUUUUGUACAAUUUAUUAUAUGAUAAUGCAUCCCAAUUAUCAAAAUCUGAUAUCUUGGUGAUUUUGAAUGCGUUAAAAGUACGAGAGGAUUCGUUACCAUUUAGUAUAGAUACCUUGGAAUACAAUGAUGUACAGGGUGUUCGAUGGCCCAGAGAAUUAAGGCGAAAGUUUUAUAAUGAUAGACUUCGAGUAGGGAAGGAUAAUUAUUUUCAUAAUAUCCCAGAUUCUCGAGAGAAGGCAUUAAAAAGUGUGGAUGUUUUAGGAUAUCAAAUCAAGACUGAUUUCUUUAAGUUCCAUAAGUUCUUUAGUAAACUCAAACUCCAUAUAACUCAUUUACAAUUAAGAAAUCUAGUAUGUUGUGGGCCAAAUAUAGGCAAUGGUAUUUUCUACCCACUGAGUUAUUACCAUGAUUCCCACUUAAGAACCGUAAAUGUUCUCGAUGACGCGGAUGAAGAAUAUCAUGCAUUUUUCAAAAUCAAUCGAUUAAUGAAUGACAAGACAGGUUGUGAAAAAUCUGAUUCCAUGAAGUUAGAUUGUUUGAUAGAUUCAAGAACUUUAAUUAAGAAUUCCAAUAGUAGAAUAUCGACUUUAGCUUGUUCAAAUAAUUACUUAGCAAGUGGUACAUUUGAAGGAGGAUAUAUACUAUCGGACAUAUCAGACCCAGAUAAUGUAAAAACCCUCGGAGAAUAUCAUCUUACAAAUAAUAUUGAUGGUAUCACGAAUCAGAUUAUAGUAAAUGAAAAAGAUAAUGAAUUAAUAAUAUCCUCAAAUGAUAAGAGCCUAAGGCUAAUUGACUUGAACACCCAUAAGACCACCAGUCUAAAUACAUUACCAUUCCCAUUGAAUUAUACUGCAAUCAAUCCUCAUAAUUCAAAUGAAAUAUUUGUUACUGGAGAUUGCAUAAAUUCAUUUAUACUAGACAAACGAAUAAAAUUUGAUGAUUCCGGGAACAAAGUACAAUUUGAAUGUCAUGAUGAUUUUGGAUUUGGGUGUGAUUGGUCACCACGAGAUGAAAACAUAUUGUUGACGGGUAAUCAAGAUAGUUGUGUUAAAUUAUGGGAUAGAAGGAACCCCAAAAAGGCAUUAUAUGCCUGGAGUGGGACAUUGGGAUUUUCAGAUAGUGCAUACGGAGGACCCGUUAGAAAUUGUAAAUUUAGUUAUCAUGGAAAUUAUAUUGCAUGGGCAGAGAGUUUGGAUCAUGUGGGAAUUAUACAAAUGGAUGAUUUAUUUAAUACUAGAGAUGAUGGAAUUUUAUCAAGAGUUCAAUCAAUAGAUUUUAUUGGGAAAUGUGCUGGAUUGAAUUUUGCACCUAUUGAACAGGGUUACGGAGAGCAAUUAAUUAUUGGAGUAAUUGACUGUCCGUUGGGAGGUAUCUUAAGCUAUAAACUACCAAGCAGUCAUAAAUCAUUGGAUUUUGACUUCUACUUUUAG
Molecule: messenger RNA, 1722 nt
Organism: Hemisphaericaspora subhashii
Lineage: Eukaryota; Fungi; Ascomycota; Pichiomycetes; Serinales; Debaryomycetaceae
Product: WD40 repeat domain-containing protein
Exons: 2
Coding region: 1-1722 (573 amino acids)
Molecular function (GO): protein binding
Source: RefSeq, a predicted model, not a curated record